AUUCUAGAUCACUCCUGUAUGAUUUUCAUGUGAUUUUUUUUUAAAGAUGAAGUCGGAUAAAAAAGGUGAUAAGAUUUUUGGAUCGUUUAAAGUUGACGUUUUAAAAAAAAUGGUUCAAGUUCAUGAAGAUUUUGAAAAAUAUAAGGAUUCAGUGCCCUCUUUUCGUAUUAUCGUUGGUACUUAUGAGGGUAUUCUUUACGGAAUUGAUGUGAUAUUGUUUUUGAAAGAUGAUAUGAAGAUAAAUAUUUUUUUUAAUCCUGUUUGGAUGUUUGAAUCAAAUAAGGGCUGCAUUCAUGCAAUUGCCAUAGGUGGACGAUAUCUUGUAUGUGGAGGUGUAGAUGAAGUAAUUAAAUUAUAUGAUUUAAGAAAAAAAAAAGACAUCGGAUCUCUUUAUCAUCAAUCAGGGACAAUUACCGGCCUUGUAUUUUCUUCAUUCAUUUCUCCUAAGUUUCUUAUAUCCGUUUCUGAUGAUGAUACAAUGGUUUUUUUUCGUACUAAAGACUGGUUGCCUCUUAGUACAACAAAAACUCAACAUGGCCGCGUAAACUCUAUUUCUAUUCAUCCAAGUGGGAAGAUUGCUCUUACGGUUGGAUCAGAUAAGAACAUUCGAUUAUGGAAUAUGAUGACUGGAAAAAAAGCAGGAAAAUAUAAUCUAAAUAAAAAUGAACCACUUCAUAUUCAAUGGAAUACAUUAGGCACUCAGUAUGCUGUAUUAUUGAAUAAAGAAGUAAUGGUGUAUGAUAUGUCUGCAACUCUUAUACAUUGUUUUUCGUCAUUAACUCAAUUUAAUUCUAUGCACUAUGCUAUAUCAAAAAAAAACCAUGAAAUACUAGUUUUGGGUUCUCAAAAUGGGUGUUUACAAAUAUAUGAUUCUAGUAAUGGGAAACUAAUAGUAAGUUUCGUUGCGCAUGAAAAUAGUAGAAUUAAGGCUAUUACAUCUUAUACGUAUCAACCUACUAAUGUAUCUUUUUUGAUUCUUAUAACUGCGUCAUCAAAUGGCUCAAUAAAGUUAUGGGUUGAAUAUCAGGAAUCUUCCUUUUAUCAGAUAGGAGAAUAUAAUUGUGGAGAGAGAAGAAUUACAUGUAUGAUUACUGAUUCUUCUAUUGAAAAUUUGGAGAAAAAAACUGAAAAUGCUGAUUAAAAAAGAUAUACGGAUCACGAGUGAAACUAAUGUCCAAUAAAGUAGC
Pneumocystis carinii B80 is the source of this 1187-nucleotide messenger RNA. RefSeq lists its product as hypothetical. The transcript is spliced from 4 exons. NCBI's taxonomy places the organism in Eukaryota, Fungi, Ascomycota, Pneumocystomycetes, Pneumocystales, Pneumocystaceae. The record is from RefSeq and is a predicted model, not a curated record. Bases 47 to 1141 code for a protein of 364 amino acids. Gene Ontology annotation, molecular function: protein binding.